AUUAUUUUUUAUUAUAUUAAAUAAAUAGUUGUAUAAAUAGGUUAGUAUUGACAAGUUAUAAAAGGAAGAGAGUUUCAGUUUUCUUAUUUCUUCUUCUUCAAUUCAAUUACAUACAAAGAAAAUCAAACACAGAUUACAGAAAACAAAGAAAGAAAGAAAGAAAGAAAGAGAGAGAGACACAGAUUUGACCUAGGGAUUUGGGCUUAUUUAUAUCGUAUUUAUAUAUUUAUAUAUAUACACGUUUCUCUCCUUUCUCUCUUUCUCUCUUUCUCUCUCUGUCUGUUCAUGGUGAUCGCUGUGGAGAUUGAGAGCAGUAGUAGUAGUCAUCAUCAUCAACAGAGGAAGAUAGGUCCGACGGGAAUGCGACUGGGAAAAUACGAGUUGGGAAAGACUUUAGGAGAAGGAAACUUUGGCAAAGUCAAACUUGCUCAUGAUCUUAAAACCGGUAAUCUAUUUGCUCUUAAAAUUCUACAGAAGAAUAGAAUCAUCAACCUCAAUAUCACCGAUCAGAUUAAGAGAGAAAUCGCUACCCUUAAGCUCCUCAAACAUCCUAACAUCGUCCGAUUACAUGAGGUCUUGGCAAGCAAAACCAAGAUUUACAUGGUCUUAGAAUAUGUCACUGGAGGAGAAUUAUUUGAUAGAAUUGCAAAUAAGGGUAAAGUCACUGAAGCUCAAGGCAGGAAGCUCUUCCAACAACUAAUUGAUGGUGUUAGCUAUUGUCACAGCAAGGGUGUUUUCCAUCGUGAUCUUAAGCUAGAGAAUGUUCUUGUGGAUGCCAAAGGGAACAUCAAGAUUUCUGAUUUUGGUCUCAGCGCACUGCCACAACACUUCAGGGAUGAUGGUUUACUGCAUACAACUUGUGGAAGUCCCAACUAUGUUGCCCCAGAGAUUCUUGCUAAUAGAGGGUAUGAUGGUGCUACCUCGGAUAUAUGGUCAUGUGGUGUCAUCUUGUAUGUAAUCCUUACAGGAUAUCUUCCUUUUGAUGAUAGAAAUCUUGCAGUUCUCUAUCAAAAGAUAUUGAAGGGUGAGACACUGAUACCAAAAUGGUUAUCUCCCGGUGCACAGAACAUGAUUAGGAAAAUUCUUGAUCCCAAUCCCGUUACCCGGAUAACAAUGGAAAACAUCAAAUCAGAUGAAUGGUUUCAGCAGUGCUAUGCUCCUCCAAAUGCUUACGAAGAAGAAGAAGAGGAAGAUACAUACACUGACAACGACGAUCCCUGCUCAAUUCACCAUGUGACAUCUGAAGAAGAGAAUAGGACUUCAGACUCCCCGGUUUUAAUGAAUGCCUUUCAACUCAUCGGAAUGUCCUCAUGUCUAGACCUUUCUGGUUUCUUUGAGAAAGAGGAUGUGUCAGAGAGAAAAAUCAGAUUUACAUCCAAUUAUUCGGCAAAAGAAUUGCUAGAGAGGAUUGAGGAUAUUGUAAUAGAGAUGGGAUUUUGUGUUCAGAAGAAAAACGGAAAGUUGAAAGUAAUGCAAGAGCACAAGGGCCCCAACAGUUCGGGUUGUCUUUCAGUUGUAGCAGAGGUGUUUGAGAUUAGUCCUUCUUUGUAUGUAGUGGAAUUAAGAAAAUCAUAUGGAGAUGCUUCUGUUUAUAGACAGUUGUGUAAAAAGCUUUCAAAUGAUUUGGGUGUUCCCUCAAACCAGGAGAUCUUGACCACAGGAGUCUAAAGGUCAUUUGAUUAGAAGAAGAAAGUAUAUAAAUAUAACCAUAUGAUAUAAAAGUAAAUCUCAUGUAUAUGUUUUUUUCUUUAUUCUAAAAUCGUAAAAGAAAAUAUGUAUGUGAGACUUACAUUAUUAAGAGGAAUUAUUUCAUUUUUUUUUUCCCUUUCUUUUUGGAAAUGUGGAAUUAGUUCA
This is a messenger RNA of Cannabis sativa, 1854 nucleotides long. RefSeq names its product CBL-interacting serine/threonine-protein kinase 1. The transcript is spliced from 12 exons. The coding region runs from base 286 to 1668 and encodes 460 amino acids. The record is from RefSeq and is a predicted model, not a curated record. Gene Ontology annotation, molecular function: protein kinase activity; ATP binding. Gene Ontology annotation, biological process: signal transduction; protein phosphorylation. NCBI's taxonomy places the organism in Eukaryota, Viridiplantae, Streptophyta, Magnoliopsida, Rosales, Cannabaceae.